AUGGACUUAUUGGCAGAAAUGAAAGAGAACCAGCGUCUAUUUGACAAUGGUGAAAUCAAUGAGAGUGAAUAUAACGAACGUCGAAUAUUAAUACUAGAAAGAUCUAUCGGUUCAAUUGAAACAAAGAAAUCUGAUUCUGGUGUUGUUAGUAAAUCGAAAGAUAUUAGCUUGUAUGAAGUUCUCCAAUUAAGUCCAAACGCAACUGAUGCAGAAAUUAGAUCAAGCUACAGGAAACUUGCUUCUAAGUACCAUCCUGAUAAAAAUGGUGGCGUUGAAUCUAAAGAGUGGAAUAAGCUUUUAGAAGCAUACAAAAUUCUUUCAGAUUCGAAUAGCCGUUAUCUUUAUGAUAACUGUGGAUCAAUAAGCAAUUCCUUAGAAACUAAAACAUCACUCAACCCCUAUGUUGGAGGUGACGCUUGGCAACCUUACAUUGGUAACUUAGAAACUGGUCUUUGGAUAUUCUCAUUUACAAGCAAUGGCAGCUCUCCUGAAUUGGAUCUUAUGAAUACGGCUGAACAAAAAAAACAACGUCGCACCAUUCGAAUAUCCAAUAUUGUCCGUUAUCUACAAGACAAACUUACUCAAUUUCCAAAGCAAGACAAUACUUCAGAACUCGAAUCACAUAUGGAAAGCCUUCGUCAAGAAGCUUUGAAGCUUUCUAAAGAAUCUAAUGGCAAAGAGUUGCUAUUCUUCUUAGGAGAGAUCUAUGUGUCUAAGGCUCAGACAUAUCUAAAAUUCUCUACGGUGGACACUAAAUUUAGCUUUUUUAACAAUUUUAAGUUUUUCGUGGACGUAGUUUCUGGAUACUUGGCAGUUAAAACUAAGAAUGGUCAGAAAAUGAACCAAGAUGAGAUAAGUAAAGUAAUCUGGAAACUUUCGCGGUCUGAAAUAUCAUCCAUCGUCUGUGAAUCCUGUGAUGAAGUUCUAAAUGACAGAACUCAUAGUGAUUUGGAUGGAAGUUAUCAUCUCGCAAAUUCUCUUCUUCAAUUAGGCAAAUUGUGGUUGGAA
Molecule: messenger RNA, 1008 nt
Organism: Dentiscutata erythropus
Lineage: Eukaryota; Fungi; Glomeromycota; Glomeromycetes; Diversisporales; Gigasporaceae
Source: the annotation of a GenBank genome assembly